Messenger RNA from Westerdykella ornata, 2424 nucleotides. RefSeq names its product putative histone deacetylase. Gene Ontology annotation, biological process: chromatin organization. The record is from RefSeq and is a predicted model, not a curated record. Bases 1 to 2424 code for a protein of 807 amino acids. Gene Ontology annotation, molecular function: histone deacetylase activity. Lineage: Eukaryota; Fungi; Ascomycota; Dothideomycetes; Pleosporales; Sporormiaceae. The transcript has 8 exons. Gene Ontology annotation, cellular component: histone deacetylase complex.
AUGGCAGAGGACGAAAUGAUGGUGGACGAUGGAGUGGUUGAUUCAACAGAACUCAACGGGGACCACUCCGGUCGGCUGGAAACUAUUGACCCUACCGUGAUUACGCUAGGCCAAAGCCAUGGUCAUCCGUUUGUGGGUGGUAAAAGCAAACAACCCUCUGGAUUUCCUCCGGAUCAGACAGAAGUGUCCCUUUCGCCUUCCCCUAAUACGGCCUCGGACAAUAUGGACAUUGCAUACUCUCAUCUACCGAAAGUCGAGGUCCGGAUCCCGCCUCCCCCAAGGUUUCCGCCAUUACCCUAUGCAUCCUCCAAAACGGGACUGGUCUAUGAUGCGAGGAUGAGAUUCCAUUGCGAACCAGUGAAGAUGACGGUUCGGUCCGAUACCAUCCAUCCAGAGGAUCCCCGCCGAAUCCAUGAAAUAUUCCAAGAGAUUCAGCAGGCUGGACUUGUGCAAGGCCCAGAUGCUCAGGAUGACGAGGCCAGGGAUGAACAGUGCUGGAGGAUACAUGCAAGGUUUGCCAGUAAAGGCGAGAUCUGCCUGAUACAUACGCCCCAACAUUAUGACUUCAUAGAAUCGCUCCAAGAAAAAACGGAGAAAGAGCUUGAAGAUCUCUCCGAAGCAAGAGACUCGAUUUAUUUCCACAACAGCACGUUCGACUGUGCCAGACUCGCCGCAGGAGGAGCCAUUGAAGCCUGCAGGGCCGUGGUCCGUGGCGAUGUGCGAAAUGCAAUUGCCAUCAUCCGCCCACCAGGACACCAUGCAGAGUGCGACCAGGCAUCUGGGUUUUGCGUCUUCAACAAUGUCCCCAUUGCAGCUCGCGUCUGUCAAAACGACUUUCCCAAGGAAUGCCGCAAGGUGCUCAUCCUGGACUGGGACGUACACCACGGCAAUGGAAUUCAGCAUGCCUUCUAUGACGAUCCCAAUGUUCUCUAUAUCUCGUUGCACGUGUAUAGAAACGGCCAAUUCUACCCGUGUCUACCGGAUGGCAACCUGACUUAUUGUGGCGAAGGCGCUGGGUUAGGGAAGAAUGUCAACAUCCCUUGGCCUGCGCACGGCAUGGGGGAUGCGGAGUACCUCUAUGCAUUUCAAGAGGUGGUUAUGCCCAUCGCUACGGAAUUCGAUCCUGACCUUGUCAUCAUCUCAGCUGGUUUUGACGCCGCCGAAGGAGAUGAGCUGGGUGGCUGCCAUGUCACCCCAGCUUGUUACGCUCACAUGACUCACAUGCUCAUGCGUCUAGCGAAGGGCAAGAUUGCGGUGUGCCUGGAGGGAGGGUACAAUCUGCGGUCCAUCGCGCGGUCGGCACUUGCAGUAACGAGAACUCUCAUGUUACAGCCACCCGAUCGCCUUGAGGAGGAUUUACCGCCUCCUCGAGAAGACGCCGUGAGGACCGUCGCCCAAGUCAAGCGGGAGCAUUCACGAUAUUGGAAGUGCUUGUUCCCGAGGGAGCCGGAAGUGAGCGAUAUGGCGUCCUCGGAGACUCUGCGCUUGCAUGACAUCAUCCGGGACUGGCAGAGCAAAGUGCUCACUGAAGCCCAUCAAAUGAUUCCUCUCACCAUCAAGAAGUCUGGGUUUAGCCAGACUUUUGAGCAUAACGUGAUGGCAACGCCCAAGUUCAUGGAAGAGCAUCCGCUAUUGGUGAUCUUCCAUGAUCCGCCUGGCUGGAUAUCCCAAUCGGACCCUGUGACGGGGAGGGUAGAACCCCACAACUCGUGGCUGACUAAUGAUACCAAGAGUUACAUUGAUUGGGCCAUCAAUGAGGGCUUCGAGAUUAUCGAUGUCAAUGUCCCCAAGAUGGUGACGAUCGAAGAUGAGGAUGGCGACAUCGUGCAAACGGAUGCGUCAGAUGCCCGAGCACAGCAAACGCGCCUACUUGCCAACUAUCUAUGGGAGAACUACAUUGAACCUCAUGACGCAACGCAGGUUUUCCUCAUGGGCAUCGGAACGCCGUACACGGGACUGGUUGAGCUGCUUUCGAACAAUGGUAUGAGUACAACUGAGGACAACGGCGUCCAACAUCUCAUUGGCUUUAUCUCAGGCAGCCCGAUCCCCUCGAUCAGACGGGCCACGGACGAUUACAUUCCAUUAUGGUUCUAUGAACACACGACCGUCUUUGUAGCCUACGACCACCUGGCGUGGGACCCCAACCGGCAACGGAAACUGCGCAAGAAGUACGGCAAGUUGGUCAAAUCCAGCGAGAUGGCGCUGCACGCCAUGCUCCAGGCACACAAGCGGGAAGUGCAAGAGCUGCUGUCGCGCAUGAAGCGAGAGUACGAGGAGAAGCAUAGCAGAAGCCGGACGUCGGAGGAAGAGCGAGAGGUUGGUCCUCCGACGCCGAGGACUGCGAAGGCGCCCGGGCAAGGGCCUGGGUCACUGCCUCCGAUGGGGGUGUUUAGCUCACCAAUCGUGGGGAGGAGGUUUGGGUGA